Molecule: messenger RNA, 5735 nt
Organism: Amyelois transitella
Lineage: Eukaryota; Metazoa; Arthropoda; Insecta; Lepidoptera; Pyralidae
Gene: stac
Product: protein unc-13 homolog 4B
Exons: 20
Coding region: 224-4645 (1473 amino acids)
Source: RefSeq, a predicted model, not a curated record
CUUUGACUAAGAAGUUUAUUCGAGAGCAAAUUGACCGUGUGUUUGGCUAUCCGUUGCUGGUCAGGUUCAGUUGGUCCACUGCCGAGCUCAUGCUGCAAGAAAAAGCUGCCAUCUGUACCUUCGAGGAAGUAGAUGAUGAAGAGACCGAUAAAGAAGCCUUAUUGAGUCGGUAUUUCAUUCAUUUUUACGCAAUAUCUUCAGUGCUGCAGCGGUUCAAAUCAAAAUGCCAGAGUUAGGGCCUAUGAUGCGCACACUGGAAUUGCAGAGGCUAAUCGAAGACAAAGUGUCCGAAUGGCGAGCGAGGUCGGCGCGGGUCAGCGGAGGCGCAAGUGUAGCAGAGUCUUAUCAGCAAUCACACAACUUUAAACGACACACAAACAGACGCAAAAACAGUGCUGAAAUAAAUAGAAUUAUCGCAAAGUACUCCAAACCUAUCAAGAGGACAGACGAACGAUACUGCACUUCCAUUAAUAAACCUGAAACUCCGCCGACGCGACCGCCGAGGACUAAGAGAAUUAGCAAGAUAUUUUCGAAAAGCGAGGACAAUUUAGCCAAUGUCGUAGAUAUUAUGGAGCCCCAUUCGUCUCCCACUAAAAAUAAAUCAUCAUUCUUCAAAUAUAAUGCCAAAAGUUACGAAGAUAUAACAGCAUUUGUUGAUGUUGACCGUAACGUCAAAAGUAAAAAUUUUAAAGAAAACAGUAUUCUGAAUGAGAAAAAAUUGCCAAAGAAUAUAAGACCAAAGCUUUAUAGUAUAAGUGAAGACAAAUUUGACUAUUCAGUGUUUAGUGACCGAAACGUGAAUGUAAAUAAACAGAAUGAAUUUGUGACAUCUACUCCGUUGUCAGAACGUAAAUCGUGUCCACCGGUUAGUGAAACAGUGCCAGUGAACGGUUUUGAAAAAUGUACCAAUUACAAUAGUGUGAACGACCUAAGGAAAGGAAGUUCCGAACCGGACAUUUUAAGUAUAAACAGCAGAAGGGACACAUUAGACUCAUCAAAAAAUGGAGAUAAGAAACGAUGGUCUCUUUUACGGCCACAGUUUCCAAGGGCGGCCUUCGACGCUAUAUUAAAGUGGCGAGGAAAGAAACCAAGAAAAGAAGAGCGCAAAGAGAGUUCUCGUAAAAUACAAGAAGUAGACGACAGUUUUUUUGAGAAAUUCGGAUCGAUUCUUAAGCAAGCGUCACAAAGGGCCGCCCUAGAAGAGGCCACCCCAUUGGCGCCUUUCAAAGAAGUAGAGGAACAAGACUCCGAGCGGAAUGUUGACGAGGACUCGCAAAUUGAAAGCCAGAGCCUGGCUGACAGUGGACUCGGGACACUUGUGGAUGCCGACUCCGAGCCUGGGGACUUGGAGAAAAUAGAUCUGUAUGAAGAGGCUGUGGGGUGGAAUAUCGAUGAGCUUUACCUGGAAAUAUUAUAUGAGAUCUUACACAAUGUGGGGGGCUGCGACGCGUCCAGUGAAGUGGGCCCCACAGCCAUGCUAUCCUACGUGCAGGAAGCGUUCAAGAUUUCCAAUGACAAGCACAAACAUCUUCUCACCACCGCAGAAGCUAAGGAACCUCCAGAGCUGAUGCUGAAUGUGGAGGUGGUGGAAGCAAAGGACCUGAUGCCCAAGGACCCCAACGGCAUGAGCGACCCGUUCGUCACGAUCUACCUGAUGUCCAACACGGCCCACAGAUACAACACGUCUGUCAAGUCCACCACCUUAAAUCCGGUGUGGGAAGAACAUUUCUCUUUGCCGAUGCCGGGGAACCUGCAGGAGGACUCGCUCUGUUUAGAAGUCUGGGACUUCGACCCAGCUGAAACGGUAAAGGAGAAAAUGACGAAGUUGUUCGAUGUUAAGGGCGUCAAGGGUCUUCGCAAGUUGAUGAAGGAAAUCGCCAUCACAGCCUCCACGGGGAAACACGACAAUGAACUCAUAGGCACUGCCAACAUACCGCUCAAUUCGAUCCCCGCGCACGGCAUGACCAUGUGGUUCAAUCUAAGUAAGAAGAGUAAGUUGCGGCGACAGGGCGUCGUGAAGGUACGACUAGGCUUCUCUUCAGAGAAGAACUCGCAAGUGGCUGCGCAGGAGCAUCGACAUCUGCUCAGGAUACUGUUAUUGCACGAGUUGGAGAACUCAAAGGUGGCUCCAUACUGGUGGUGCGGCAACUUCAGCGCGCCUGCUGAAGCCAUCAUCAUCCAGCACGCGGCCCAGAGCGGGCUGUCCGCCGCCGACAAUGCGCUGGCGCAGUGGGCAGUGUACUGCGCCGUCACCGUCGACCAUCCGCUCAGCUUCGCCCUCUUUACGCAACUCUUGGAGAAGAUCACCAAACCGCUGCAAUCCGGUCUAGUAAAGGAAGAAGACGUCAAGCUAUUCUGGGAUGGAGCGAAGAAACUGCUUCCAACCUGUUUCAGUUACAUAAGGAAACUGAGGAAAAAGACUGCUGGCGAGAAAACUGCCAUGAAGACUUUACGAGAAGUGUUACACAUUCUUUACAAUUUAUCAGUAUUAGACGCACCAGAGAGCAUAGAGUUAUUCCCUGUAAAUUCUUACGGUUGGUUGAGAACUGAAGGGAAAAAAUUGGAUAUAAAUGAAGUCUUGAAUCAGGCUGUGUUGCAAGGGGCUUCUGAUUGGUUCGUGCAUAUUCUAGACAAUAACGAAUGUAAGGAGAAGACAGAGGAAUCAAGAUUGGAACAUCUCAUUAGGGUGAUACAGUUGGUGCGGUCGGACUUGCAGAGAGCCCUCGAAUAUUACGAUAGAGUUUUUGUUGAAACAAUGAAUUUUCCAUAUUCCAAAGCACUGUAUGGUUUAUAUGAGCAAAAAAUCGCCUCGCUUGUAGAGCCCGAAGCGAAGGAAGUAUGUAAAAGUCUGAAAAGAUUACAAUACGAUGAAGGCUCGACUAAAAGCGUACACCUGGCGGGAGGCAUCAACGGAGAGACCAGACUUGGAGACCCUAAAGUCGACAAUGAGCCGCUAGCAAUGGGUACAACACUAUUCCAAUUGUAUCUGACUUUGCAGAGAUUUUUGACGUUAGGUCAAGGUUUAAACGAAACCGAUUGGAACUCGUACGCCAUAUCAAAGUUCCAUUCGUGGUUCUUCGGAGGGGUCGCUCAGUGGUUGGAGAUCGCGGCUUAUAAGGCGUUGACUCGCGUGGAGAAAGCUGUAGAACUUGACAACUUGGUGCCAGUGGACGCCAAUGUCAAAUACAGCAGUUCCGGGGUCGAUACCCUCGCGAUCUUCUAUCAGAUCAAGAUAUUUUGGCAGCAAUUGGCAUGGCCUGACGUGGAAGGCUGUUACACUUUUGUGGCCAAAAUUAUUGAUGACAUCUGCCGCUGCUGCGUAUUCUACUCGGAAAAGAUGGCGGGUCGCGUGGACAACAUUGGCGUGGUGACCACCGUGUACGAGGAGCGCUUCGAGGUGACCACGGAAUGGUGCGUGGCCAUCAACAAUAUUGACUACGUGCGCCAGAGUCUGCGACCCUUCGCAGAAGAGUUGGGGAUGGAUGAGAUCAUAGAGAAGAUGUGCGAAACAAGAACACCGGCUGAAGCACAGAGAUGCAAAGACACCUUACACAACGUCAUUAGUAACGCCAUCGAUACGGUGAAGAAUAAUAUUGUCGACUUGCUGGCUAUGAUGGUCAAAAGGAUGAUCCCGUCCAUCACGCGGCUGCUGCUGGAAGGCGCGGAGCUGCUGCACCAGGACUGCUCGAGUAUGGACCGCGUGAUGCGCUACAUCGAGGCCAACCUCGACACUCUCUACCAGCACCUCAACAACGAAAACUUCUCCAGAACAUUAGAUAUUGUCUGGGAACAAUUAGGAGACGUUUUGUAUGAACUUAUACAGUCUAAUCUCGAGAACCGAAGGCCCAAGGUAGCCUUGUUUAAAGGUCUCCGUUUGAGCAAAGCAACAGCCGCCUUCUUGGUUGCGAAACGUCGACCGCCGUCAUUCUUUUCAAAUCUGCACGAAUGUUUGAAAAUUAUGAUACAAUCAUUCCGGCAAGAUAGUAGAGAGACUUACACGUCAGAGACUUUGAAACGUGUUGAAUAUCUACUUAAAAUCCAUGGUAUGGAGACACGGGAGUUAAUUCAUCAGUACCAUUUGGAAAGAUGGCAGGAACAGCAAGCAAUCACUGAACCAAAGAUGGGAAUGCUGACUGUGCGAGCGCAGUUCAUGGAAGACAAUUUGAAAUUAGAAAUUAUGAAUGCUAGAAAUUUAGUGCCCACGGAUUCUAAUGGUUUAUGUGAUUCCUACGUACGAGUUGCGUUGCUACCCGAGGACACAUUCGCAAAUAUUGUGAAGCCAAAAACUCAAACACACAACAAGAAUCUCUUCCCUUUGUACGAUGAAAUGUUUUUAAUCCCAUUGUCACACGAGCAGCGUAACACGCAAGACGGCCUCCUACACAUGGUGAUCAAAGACAAGGAUAUGUUCAGCGUGAGCAAUACAUUCGUGGGCGAGGCCUACCUCCACUUCAGCGAGGUGCCCGACACUCCCGCGCCCAUCACCAGUUUGCCACAGCAACAUCUACCACUCACUAAGCCUAAUAGUAUCGACGGAGAUGCCAUCAAAGCCCUAGAAUCAAGACAAGGAGACAAACAAGCGCGGGAAUUCCUCAAGAAACAGAGACAAAAGUUGCCCAGCAAACAAUUCUUCUCACUUGGUUGAACCCAUAGUUGUAGCAGUUUCAACCUUCAUACUACGAAAAUCCUUACAGGACAGCGUAAGAUAAUGUUCUAAAUUAUUAUUCAACCAAGUAAUGGUUGAUUUUAAAACGUAUCUAAGCUGUCAAAGUGUUAAAAGGCUGAUGUAUGUUUGUAUUUAACUAAGGUAGAUAUUAUAUCUAUUUUAAAGUUUUAAAUUUUAAAGUAGCAAUAUAUGUUGUCACUUAUGUGUUUUUGGCAAUAAAAACUAGACUGAUACAUAUUAGUAAUACAGUGCAUUAUUACUUAUUUUGGAAAAAGUUAAUGUCACAAUAAAUAAUAUUUAUUUGUAUCAGAAAUCAGAAACACAUUAAAAUGUGUUUGGAAAAUAAUUUAAUUUAAUUCCGUAGCGUUUUUCAACGUUUUUGUUACCUAUUAUUUGCGUAAAAUUUAAAUACAUGAGUAGAUACGGUAAUGGAAUCUCGAAAUAAAUAUUUUAAAAUGUAGUUAUUCUGAUUACUUUUUGGUAUAUAAUUUUUCGCUUCACUGAGAUAUACAAUAGGUAUAAUAUAAUAUGGAGAAAACUUACUUCGGGGCCAGUUCUACUUAUGUGUUGUCCCUUAAAUAAUGUGUUUGAUUGGUUGAAACUACGCAAAAUAAAAUAUUGAAAUUAUUGAAAAAGUUUAUUUUUACUAAGAAUUAAGUAAAUAUUUGUCUGUAAGUAAAUAUUUGUGUCGUGUAAGCAAAGGCUUAUCAAAGUAGAAAGUAUCUUUCGGAUUGGCACUUCAAAAUCAAUUUUUAGGACGUUGUAAAUAUCAAGAAAUUAGUCGCAUAAUAAUUUGAAUAUUUUAAACCAAGAAUUCAUUAAUCUACUAAUAUGUAGCUUCGUCUGUGAUAGACAAAUGUGCCUUAAAUUAAUUUAAUCUGUCGCAACAUUUAUCUUUUUUUCGCCUAGAAUAUCAUAUUCCAUUGAAUGUGUAUGUUUUUGUAUUUUUUAGAAUUUUUAUGUAUGUACCUAUGUAUAAUUGGAAAUAUUAUUUGAAUGUUGAAAUGCUAUGUAUUAUCAUUUAAAAGUUUAAACUGUCAUAUAAAAUAAUAAAAGUCAUGUUGAUAUA